AUGAAGACCUUCGUCACCCUCGCAGCCUUUGCUGCCGGCACUAAUGCCUUGGUUGGCCGCAGCAACUCCUGCUGCUUCCACCUGUCGGCUUCUGGUGGUGUCUCAGGCCCGAUGGGCCAGCUGGACGAUGGCCAGACCCGUGUUGGAGACAACUCUCUGUCGCCAGCUCAAUUCUGCCUCAACUCGUCCAACGGCACUAUCACUGAUAGCAAUGGCCGUGGCUGCGUCAUCACCUCCGAAACCACCCAGUUCCAGUGUGAUGAAGGCGCUGCUCCCACCCCAGGUUUCUCUAUCAACUCCCAGGGCGAGCUGGAGUUCCAAGGCAGUGACAACUUCAUUGCUUGCGAGACUGGCGAGAGAAACGGCCGGAACAUUUACACCACUGACAGCUCUGAUGUGACCAUGUGCAAGCCCGUGAACCUGCACGCUGACUCUUGCUCGAGCUCUGGUGGUGCCGCUUCUUCGUCUGCUGUGGUCACUCCGGUUCACUCGACUAUCCCGGUCUCUUCUGUCCCGGCUUCCUCUGUGCCCGUCUCAUCUGUUCCGGUCCCUGAGUCUACUCCUGUCGCCUCGCCUUCUGGAUACCCUGGCUCUGGCUCCGGCCCCUCUGUGCCGGCCCCUGAGUCUACUCCUGUCGCCUCGCCUUCGGGAUACCCUGGCUCCGGCUCCGGCUCCGGCUCCUCUGUUUCGGCCCCCUCCGGCUCGGGCAGCCCCCCUCUGGCGGGCUCGCCAUACACUGUGCUGACCACGGUGACCGUCACUGACUGCAGCUGCUCCGCUACCCCUGGUGCUCCUGCUCCUGGUGGCGAGUCGUCCAUCCCUGGCUCGCAGCCCUCUGGUCCCGCCAGCGGCUCCCCAGCCCCGGCUCCCACCCCCAUUGUGUCGUCUCAGCCUGGUGGCCCUGCUAGCAUUCCUGUUUCCUCGCCCAGCGUCUACCCUUCGGUCCCAGCUAGCGGCUCCAGCGUCCCUGCUGGCUCGCCCUCGGCUGUUCCCUCUGCCACCGGCUCGUCCAGCGGCAGCUGCCCUACUGAUCUCUCGGGCGACUAUGAGUACCCGCACCUGAUCAUUCCCGUCGACUCGUCCUCGCCCGACACUGCCUCCGGCACCUCGUACAAUGGCACUGUGACCUCAUCCGUCUCCAGCCUGUUCAACUUCGACAUCCCCUCGUCGGACGCUGGGAAGACCUGCAGCCUGGUGUUCCUCUUCCCCGAGAAGCAGGAUCUCGAGACCUCGUCUUACAGCUUCAGCGGUGACGGCCAGAUCGACUUCGCUCAGCUCUCGUCGCCCGCCACCUCGUCCACCUCGUAUAGCAACAUGCCCUCUGUCUCCCAGGACUUCGGUACGACCACCGUCUCGCCCGGCAACUCGUACGUGAUUUCCACCUUCUCGUGCCCGGCUGGCCAGACUGUCGGCUACGAGAUGAAGAACGCUGGUUCUACCGACCUCAACUUCUUCGAGGACUACAACCCCUCGCCUCUGGGUCUGUACAUCACCGUCUGCUAA
Molecule: messenger RNA, 1503 nt
Organism: Penicillium riverlandense
Lineage: Eukaryota; Fungi; Ascomycota; Eurotiomycetes; Eurotiales; Aspergillaceae
Product: putative GPI anchored cell wall protein
Exons: 2
Coding region: 1-1503 (500 amino acids)
Source: RefSeq, a predicted model, not a curated record